GUAGCUUGUAAAAUCAAUAGGACAUGUCAUUCCGUUACAGUUUCCGAUCCAAGUUUUCAUAGCCUCAUGUGUUCAAUAAGGCAGCCUAUGCAUUCAUUGCGGCAGAUUGUGUCGGCUGCUUCUGUAGUCAGCUGCUCGAGUGGAUCACGCGGAAUGUGGACGUGCUCGCCGAGGCCGACGUGGUGAAGCAGACGAACAAAACCCAUGCCAAGUAACACAAGCUAGAGCAGAAGGGAGGAGGGGACGAUUUGAAUAAAAAUGGAUGGAACGGACGAAAAGUGGGGUGAAACUGACAAUACUUUGAAUCAUUCAGCUUCUGUGGACGGAGCGCAAUGGAUAACCCACAACGAGCAGACGACAGCGGGAAAAGAAGAAAAAGUUUCUUUUUGGCGGUUGUUUAUGGACAACCGGCUUCAGGUUGUCACCUACUGUCUUGUGUUCGGCAGUUUUGGAGUUUGUGUUGGAUUUCUUGGCCCUACGGUGUUUGAUUUGGGAUGUCAAACUAAUUCGGAUCUGAAGGAAAUGAAUUGGGUGUUCUUUGUUCAGCUCCUUAUGACCCUAGUGGGAUCGAUAACGUCAGGCUGUAUGGCAGACAGGGUCCAGAACAACAUCCUCCUACUCGUGGGGGCCGCCGGCGUCUCAUUUUCCAUGGUCCUCAUACCCGCCUGCGACACCCUCGGCGGCCUCAUAGUGGUGCUGAUGAUUAUGGGCUGGUGUAUGGGCUGCAUUGACACUAUCGCCAAUCUGCGCAUGAUCACCCUCUUCGGCAAGAACGUCGGCCCGUUCCUACAGGCGAUGCACUGCUGUUACGGUCUCGGGGCGUUCGUCAGUCCAAUGAUAGCCUCAGCAUUCCUCCUCAACAUGGACUGCACCCCCUUCGUGGACGGCUACACCGUGGAACCCCACACCUCUGUCGAGAUGAAGGAGAAUGUCUCUGUUGAAGUCCCCCCUCAGCCUCGGAAGGUCUUCCGCUACCGGAAUAUGAGCCAUGUUCCUAUAGCAUUCUACAUACUAGGAGGGCUGCAGUUGCUGGUGGCGUUAGAGGUGGCGUUGGUCAUCUUGAGGGAGAGGAUGCGGGGACCGGCGAAGACCCCGGCGGGGCCACAGACAGCUGGAGAAGGGGGUGUGGGUGGUUUUGGCUGGAUCAGGAAGUGCUGCGCCACCAGUCCGAGGGAUGUGUUCCUGAUAACCCUCCUUGCCGCCAUCUCCGUCUUCCUCUUUGAUGGUCUGCAGUCCACAUACGCCAACUACAUCUACACCUACGCCCACGAAGCCAGCGUCAAGUCUCUACAGAAAUACGAAGGUGCUAUUCUCGAUGCCUGUUUCUGGGGUAUGUUUGCAUUCGGGCGACUAAUAUCGGUUCCCGCAGCCGCCAAGUUCACCCCGGGCUUCAUGCUGUUGUGCAGUAUUGUUGGUUGCAGUCUCGCCCUAGUGUUCACCCUCAUCUUCAGAUUCAGUCACGUCACCAUCUACAUCGGCACGUGCUUUGUUGGGUUGUUUGUCAGCAGCAUGUCGCCGUCGGCGCUGUCGCUCACAGAGCAGUUCAUUGACAUGAAUUCAUCCAUCACAACGUGCCUGAUAGUGAUGGCUGCCCUGGGGGAGGCUCUGUGUCCAAUCAUUGUUGGCAAUCUGGUGGUUUCUCUUGGGGCGACGAGUUUUCUGGCCUUCUGCUUUACAAUAGUCCUGGUGACACUCGUGCUGUACUGGGCUCUCUACAUGGCCGGGAAACAGAUGGCCAAAUACCAAGUUGCCAGUGCAAGAUCGUUCGUGUGGUUGAGCAACAACCCUGUGGCUGCUGCAGGGGAGAGCACUCUGAUCGACCCGUCAAGUGUCAAGUAUUACUCGCGCAUGCCGGAGAGUGACAGUAACGUGGAGAUGGCCGCCAUGGAACCUCAUCAACCAAACAACGCUGAGCAUCGACAACCAUAUGAAUCUUAGUUUAACAAAUCUGACAAAUAUCUAUUUUAUAUUUCAUUGUUGCGCUAAUGAAUAUAUAUAUAUAUAUGCAAUACUACAUAUACACAAUACCCUGUUGUAAUCGUUGGUAUACUGUUAUAUAUGAUAAAUAUAUAUGUGAUGUGUUAAAUCUUUUGAAGUUUCAAAAUUAUAUAUGUAACCAUGUAUUAGAAAAAAUUAUGUUAGUUUUUGUGGGGACUGACCAUUUCAUAUGUUGGAGGCGGGUAGGGGAAGGAGGUGGGGUGGAUAGGUUGGGGGGGGGAUGUGUGUGUGGGUGGGUGUGGGGGUAGGCUGCGGACGUACUGGUAUUUUUUAUCAGGGACAUAUAAUUAAAACCAUGAACCAAUGACUGUAUUUCAACGAUGUAAAUUUGAAAAACAAAUAUUCUGGUUAAAUUUCAGUUUUUCGAUAAUAUCCCAGACCCCCACCCCCGUCAACCAAGAAUAUCAAGUGGUCGGUUGUACUGUUCUGAUCGAAUUUUAUUAAUUCAGUCAUUGCAGAUUUAACAAAUGUUUUUCUAGUGAAUAUGAGCAGCGCAUGGGUUAAACGCCCUUCAUCAAAUCAACUAGCUUUAUCUGCUAAAACAUCACUCUCUAUCUGCCUUCCCUGCCCUGCCCCUCAUCUCCAGUUACCUCCCUUCUUCUUCUGACCCCUUGGGGUAGGGUUCACUGUCUAACACCCUAUCUAAUUCCCAUAUGUACAUAAAGUGUUUCAGUAAUCGUCGACAGUUGAGAUGGGGAAGCCGUGACAUUUGAUUGGCCUGUAUUUGUGUGCAUAGGGCGUAACCACGAAUUAAAUACUGUGUUGUGAUUGGAUGGAAACAUAAUGGGCGGGGGUUGUGAUGCAUUAUUGCGUCGAAUAACGUCCCACUUUGUGUGUUGUCUAAUCUUGAUGAUUGUUUUGGGUGUAAAAGCAGUCAGCGAAGUUAUUUUUGAGGUAUAAACAUGAAAAACGUUUCCUCGAUAAACACGGACAGCAUUGAAGUCAUCUCAAAUAAAACACUUUAAUUGGCGGACUUUAUUAAACUGUGAAAUCUGUAAUGAUACGUGAAGGGAUACAGCAAUAUAACUCUAAAAAUCAUCUUAAAUUAUCAUUGAUUACGUUUUUAAGGUAAGCCCCAUUGUUAAGUUGAAACCCGAGUAUUCUGUAACAAAGAUCAAAUCAUGAAUACACAAUGCCAUUUAGAAAGUGAUCAAAUGAAACUUAUGUUACAUUUGGGAU
Molecule: messenger RNA, 3177 nt
Organism: Haliotis rubra (blacklip abalone)
Lineage: Eukaryota; Metazoa; Mollusca; Gastropoda; Lepetellida; Haliotidae
Product: major facilitator superfamily domain-containing protein 4A-like
Exons: 11
Coding region: 259-1938 (559 amino acids)
Biological process (GO): transmembrane transport
Source: RefSeq, a predicted model, not a curated record